This is a messenger RNA of Sipha flava (yellow sugarcane aphid), 1986 nucleotides long. Its product is annotated as sialin-like. Gene Ontology annotation, biological process: transmembrane transport; monoatomic anion transport. The coding region runs from base 453 to 1874 and encodes 473 amino acids. Gene Ontology annotation, cellular component: plasma membrane. The record is from RefSeq and is a predicted model, not a curated record. NCBI's taxonomy places the organism in Eukaryota, Metazoa, Arthropoda, Insecta, Hemiptera, Aphididae. Gene Ontology annotation, molecular function: transmembrane transporter activity. The transcript has 9 exons.
CUGUGGCGGCAGUAGUCGCAGCAGUAUUGGCCGGCGCGCGCGUUCAUGUGUUCACGGCGUACGUACACGCACACGCACACGCGCACGCACACGGCAUAUAUACGCACGCGCACACUUCCGAGUGCCAUCGAAGACGUGUUCGAUCGUUUCUACCGACCGUUUCGGGAACACAAACUUAACGUUCAUCGUGCCGCGCGCGCGCAACACCUAUUACUCCCGUAAACCUUCGGUUUUUCCCACCACACACAGGACACCGUGGGAAAAGGAUUCGAAAUAGGAUUCAUCUGCCGGAUGUAGUCGUAUGGACCGGUGGUGAAUCCGUUUACCGCCGUCGACCACCUGUGGCGCGCGCGUUUCCACCCCGGAACUCACGAUAACACCGGUGUGCUGCCGAGGGUCUGCUGGCCGUUCAACUUUCUCAUGCCAGUCCAAAGUCGCAGACAGCCGUCGUCAUGAGAGCAACUGUUUCGUUGUGGUUCCUUGUGUUCACUGGGUUUGCGUGCAACUACAUGAUACGUAUCAAUCUCAAUAUUGCCAUUGUCGAUAUGACUUCUGCGAAGAGCAAAGGACAGAGCAUACUGUUUUGUGGAAAUUCUACGUCAAAUAUGGAUGUGGUGGAAGAACACAAUGUUGUCAAACAAAAAGAAUUUGAAUGGAAUAACCAUGAACGGGCCAUGGUACUCGGCUCAUUUUAUUGGUUACAUUGGGCGUUGCAGUUACCGGGUGGCUUGCUAGCUCGAAAUUUUGGCGCAAAACGCGUAUUUGGAUUCAGUAAUUUGUUCAUGUUCAUCAUGUCCAUCGUAAUGCCAUUCCUUACACGGUGGGAUAUCAAAGGACUCAUCAUGGCACGAGCGUUACAAGGUUUCAUUGGCGGUAUGGCAUGGCCAUCGGUACAUCAUUUAACAGCGCAUUGGGUGCCACCAAAUAAGAGGAGCAAAUUCAUCACCGCCUAUUUGGGCAGUUCGAUCGGCGUGGCUGUUACGUUCCCAUUCUGCGGAUACAUACUAGAAAACUUUAGUUGGCCGUACGUGUUUUACACUACCGGGACCAUCGGCAUCGUGUGGUUUUUGGCUUGGUGGAUGUUGGUGUACGAUACACCCGCUCAACAUCCUUAUAUAUCUCAAGAAGAACUCGUGCACAUCACGAGCAGCCUGACCAACGUGGUGUCCUCCGUUAAGUUACCGAUACCAUGGAAGGCCGUGUUGACGUGCGUGCCGUUCUGGAUUGCGUUGUCCAUCCAAUGGAGUACCGGUUGGGCUCUGCACACGCUCAUGACUCAGACACCUACUUACUUGGACCUGAUGUUCGGGUGGAAUCCACAAAAGAUCGGCCUCUGGUCGGGCGUGCCACAUCUCACCCGUUUCAUGUUCUCCCUGUGCUUGUCGUACAUCAUCGACUCUCUCAUGUCCACUGGUCUAUACAGCCGUACAUGCGUACGUAAAAUAUCAACCAACAUUUGCACAGUAGUACAAGCCAUACUCAUUGUAGCCCUUGUGUAUUCAGGAUGCGACCAGUUGUUGGUAAACGGAUUCCUGUUACUGGCCAUGACGGCCAGCGGUGCGUCCACAUCGGGCCCGCUGUCUAUAAUGGUCGACCUGUCACCAAACUUUGCCAGCGUGUUGCAAGGAUUCAGUGGCAUCACCGGCGUCAUCCCGGGAAUGAUAUCGCCAUUUGUACUGUCUUACUUUACGAACGAAAACAACACGAUCGAAGCGUGGCAACAUUUUUUCGCCUUGAGCGGCGUAGUCAUAGCCAUUCCCGGACUAAUGUACAAUUUCAUCGGAUCCAGCGAAUUACAGUCAUGGAACAGUCCUGCAGCAGUCAACGACCAAGAGCUGACCGUCACCAAUGGUAACACGACAGAAAAAAAAUGAUUUUUUUCAUGCGCAAGCUAGACAAUCGAACAAAAACGAUCAAUUGUGUAUUUUUAUCUAUUAUUUUUCUAUUUUAUAUUGACCAAUAUUAUAAACACACAUUCAUAUGAGA